Meloidogyne enterolobii is the source of this 303-nucleotide messenger RNA. Lineage: Eukaryota; Metazoa; Nematoda; Chromadorea; Rhabditida; Meloidogynidae. The record is from the annotation of a GenBank genome assembly.
UUUCCCUUUAAAAUGCCUCAAACUGCCCCAGAAAAUCAAAAUAAUCAACAUACCCCUUCAAAUAUAUUAAUUACUGGAGGUUGUGGAUUUAUCGGCUCCAAUUUCCUCAAUUAUAUAUUUGAUAAAUGGCCAAAUUCGAAAUUUGUUAACGUCGAUAAAUUAAUUUUAAAUAGUGAUUGUAAUUAUGUGGACAGUAAAAUACGUAAUUCUGAUAGAUACAAAUGUGUGCUGACGGAUAUAAAAAAUACACGAAUUUUGGAAAGUGUUUUGGUCGAGAAUGAGGUGAGGGAAUAUAAUAAAUAA